Messenger RNA from Pistacia vera, 1592 nucleotides. RefSeq names its product pentatricopeptide repeat-containing protein At2g13420, mitochondrial-like. The record is from RefSeq and is a predicted model, not a curated record. The transcript has a single exon. Gene Ontology annotation, molecular function: protein binding. NCBI's taxonomy places the organism in Eukaryota, Viridiplantae, Streptophyta, Magnoliopsida, Sapindales, Anacardiaceae. The coding region runs from base 1 to 1578 and encodes 525 amino acids.
AUGGCGCUUCGAACUCGAAUUCUUACUUCCUCUCUGUCCCUCCGAAUCUUCUCUCCUUUCCUUUCUCUAAAUUCUCCAAACGUCUUCUCCACCCAGUGCGACGCCGUCCCGAUUCUUGACCUCCCAAAACUGGAGCCCUCAAACGACGCCGAUCUGCUCUCCCAAAUUCUCCUCACUCAUCACAACCCCUUCCACGCCAUGGAGUCUUCUCUUCAACUCCACGGCAUCUCUCUCUCCCCUCAUCUCCUCAACCAAACCCUCCUCCGCCUCCAACAUUCUUCCAAAAUUGCCCUCGCUUUUUUCCACUUUUCCCAAUCUAUCCCUCCCCACGCCCCUUCCCCACCCUCUUCCUACAACCUCAUCAUCGACAUCCUCUCCAAAGUCCGCCAAUUCGACGUCAUUUGGCAACUCAUCAUCCAAAUGGACCAACAAAACGUCGCCCCCAUUUCCUCCGCUUUCUUGAUUUUAAUUCGUAGACUGAUCGCCGCUGGCCUCACCCGGCAGGCGGUUCGAGCUUUCGAUGAUAUGAAAUGUUUUGUAGAGAAGGAAGACAUGGAUGAGGAAGUUAAUUUUAGUUUUUUGCUCGACACUCUCUGUAAGUAUGGUUAUGUGAGAGUGGCGGUUGAUGUUUUUCGUAAGAAGAAACAUGAGAUUAUAGGGAAUGUGAAAAUGUACACGAGUUUGAUAUAUGGGUGGUGUAAAAUUAGUCGAAUUGAUAUGGCGGAGAGGUUUUUGAAUGAGAUGAUUGAGCGAGGGAUUGAGCCGAAUGUGGUGACUUAUAAUGUGUUGCUUAAUGGGGUUUGCAGGAGGGCGAGUUUGCAUCCUGAUGAGAGGUUUGAGAGGACGAUAAUGAGAGCGGAGAAAGUGUUCGAUGAAAUGCGUAUGAGAGGGAUUGAGCCGGAUGUCACUAGUUUUUCGAUUGUUUUACAUGUGUAUAGUCGGGCGCAUAAGCCUCAGUUGACUAUGGACAAGUUGAAGUUGAUGCAAGAAAAAGGGAUCUGUCCGAGUGUUGUGACUUAUACUUCUGCUGUUAAGUGUCUUUGUUCGUGUGGGAAGCUAGAGGACGCCGAGCAGUUGCUUGAAGAGAUGGUCAGGAAUGGUGUUAGUCCUUCGGCUAUGACUUAUAAUUGUUUCUUUAAGGAGUAUAGAGGAAGGAAGGAUGCAGAUGGUGCCCUGAAGUUGUAUAGGAAGAUGAAGGAGGACGGUUUGUGCGUGCCAAGUGGACAUAGUUAUAAUAUAUUGCUAGGGAUGUUUAUGAAGUUGAAUCGAAUGGAGAUUGUGAAGGAGAUAUGGGGUGAUAUGAAAGGAAGUGAGGUGGGUCCAGAUUUGGAUUCUUACACGAUGUUGAUUCAUGGGCUGUGUGAGAAACAAAAGUGGAAGGAGGCUUGUCAGUUUUUUGUUGAGAUGAUAGAGAAGGGAUUGCUUCCGCAAAAAGUUACGUUUGAGACCCUUUAUCGGGGAUUAAUACAGUCUGAUAUGUUGAGAACAUGGAGAAGAUUGAAGAAGAAGCUUGACGAAGAGUCAAUAACAUUUGGUUCGGAGUUCCAAAAUUAUCAUUUGAAGCCAUAUAGGAGAUGAUGCAUCAUCAAACA